Messenger RNA from Chroicocephalus ridibundus (black-headed gull), 1021 nucleotides. RefSeq names its product RAP2C, member of RAS oncogene family (gene RAP2C). The transcript is spliced from 4 exons. The coding region runs from base 292 to 843 and encodes 183 amino acids. The record is from RefSeq and is a predicted model, not a curated record. Gene Ontology annotation, cellular component: plasma membrane. Lineage: Eukaryota; Metazoa; Chordata; Aves; Charadriiformes; Laridae. Gene Ontology annotation, molecular function: GTPase activity; GDP binding; GTP binding. Gene Ontology annotation, biological process: Rap protein signal transduction; negative regulation of cell migration.
UGCCCAGCCUGCGCCGCCGGAAGUGAGCGGGGGGGAGAGCGGCGGGGAGGGGUGGGCGCCGCCGGGUGCCGCAGCAUAACCCUUCCGGGCGGGGGCGGCCGCUGCCGGGCGGUUCCCGCGGCUGAGGCGCGGCGGGAUGGAGUGAGGCGCGGCGGACGGCGCGGGAGCAGCAAGGCCUCGCCCUUCUCCUCAGGCGGGCCGGGGCUAUGCGAGGGCUGCGCUGCCGCCUGCCCUAGGCCCGGGCCGCGGCGGCGGGCCCGGCGAGGGAGCGGCGAGCGGCUGCGGGGCCCGAUGCGGGAGUACAAGGUGGUGGUGCUGGGCAGCGGGGGGGUGGGGAAGUCCGCCCUGACAGUGCAGUUCGUCACCGGGACCUUCAUCGAGAAGUACGACCCCACCAUCGAGGACUUCUACCGCAAGGAGAUCGAGGUGGACUCGUCCCCCUCGGUGCUGGAGAUCCUGGACACGGCGGGUACCGAGCAGUUCGCCUCCAUGCGCGAUCUCUACAUCAAGAACGGGCAGGGCUUCAUCCUCGUCUACAGCCUGGUCAACCAGCAGUCCUUCCAGGACAUCAAGCCGAUGAGGGACCAGAUUGUCCGGGUGAAGAGAUACGAGAAAGUUCCUCUGAUCCUAGUGGGGAAUAAAGUGGAUCUGGAGUCGGAGAGGGAGGUCUUAUCUGCAGAAGGCAGAGCCCUGGCUCAGGAGUGGGGCUGUCCCUUCAUGGAGACAUCAGCCAAGAGCAAAACAAUGGUGGAUGAACUGUUUGCUGAGAUCGUCAGGCAAAUGAACUAUGCCUCCCUGCCUGAAAAACAAGAUCAGUGUUGUACAACUUGCAUCGUCCAGUGAGAAAAAUUAAGAAAAACCUCAAUCAUGGCCAUACAGAGCAGAUAAAACUCAGAGGAAACUUGCACAGAUGCUGCUUUGGAGAACUUUCAGCCCAGGUUGCAGAGCUGAGCCUUGGUAAACCUGUCUCUAUUACAGCACAUUGCCAUACAUCUAAGUGCAUAAGGUUGGUGGCCUCCAG